This is a messenger RNA of Panicum hallii, 4727 nucleotides long. RefSeq names its product DNA (cytosine-5)-methyltransferase 1A-like. Gene Ontology annotation, cellular component: nucleus. The record is from RefSeq and is a predicted model, not a curated record. Gene Ontology annotation, molecular function: DNA (cytosine-5-)-methyltransferase activity; chromatin binding. Lineage: Eukaryota; Viridiplantae; Streptophyta; Magnoliopsida; Poales; Poaceae.
AUGGUGACUGAACAUGAGGCUAAAACAGAGAGCAAGGGCACCACUGAUGAGCCUGUUGUGCAAGAGACCAAAGAGGGCAGCUGCCUGUUCUAAUUUCAAAGAGAAGGAAUUGGACUUAUCUGAAAAAGAUUUAUUUAUCACAGUCGAGGAAAGUAGGGUGGAAGAAUGGGAAAUAGAUGCUGUUAGGUUGACAAAAACAGAACCUGAAGACCGUCGACCUUCCAGAAAACUCAUUGAUUUCGCCUUGCAUGAUGCGGAUGGUAAUGUGCAGCCCUUUGAAACGUCCGAAGUUGAUGCUAUUUUCAUAACAGCUCUUUUCAUGCCCUUGGACAAUGGUCUGGAAAAGGAUAGAGAAAAGGGUAUACGCUGUUCAGGAUUUGGGCAAAUUAAGGACUGGAAAAUUUCUGGGUACAAUGAGGGUAUUGCUGUAAUUUGGGUUUCAACAGAAAUAGCUGAUUACAAAUGUGUGAAGCCGGCAAGCAGUUACAGAUCCUAUUUUGAACACUUCAGUGAGAAGGCUCGAGUCUGUGUUGAAGUUUACAGGAAGUUAGUCAAAUCAGUUGGUGGAAAUCCUCAGAUAGGCCUGGAAGAGUUGCUUCCUAGUGUUAUCCGUUCCAUUAAUUCAAGCAGAAAAUCUCGUGGGACAAUGAGCAAGGACUUUGUCAUCUCCAUUGGUGAGUUCAUAUACAGCCAAUUUGUUGUAUUAGAUAAUACACCAGACAUCAACGAUGAGAUAUUUGUCACACUUCCUGUUCUUAUUGCACUAAGAAAUGAAAGUAAGUCUAGAGUAGAAUUCAACAAGUUCUCUGCUAUGCCUUCAAGCGGAACUCUGAAGAUAAAGGAUGAGCUGUGUAAGGUAGUAGGUGAGGAUGAUGAGAAAUUAGCAAGACUGUUGCAGGAAGAGGAGGAAUGGAAGAUGAUGAAGCAGAGAGGGAAACGUGGAACCUCACAGAAAAAUGUCUACAUCAAAAUUAGUGAAACUGAGAUUGCCAAUGACUAUCCAUUGCCAGCUUACUAUAAAUCAUAUAGUCAAGAAAUGGACGAGUACAUAUUUGAUAGUGACAAUGGCAUGUUUUCUGGUGAUAUGCCCGUGAGAAUCCUUAACAACUGGGCUCUUUAUAAUUCAGAUUCCAGACUCAUUCCUUUGGAGCUCAUCCCUAUGAAAUCAGGAGCUGAAAAUGAUACAGUAAUCUUUGGAUCAGGUUUUAUGAGAGAAGAUGAUGGUAGUUGCUGUUCAACUGCUGAGUCAGCACAGUUAUCUUCUUCCUCAAGUAAAUUGUGCCAAGAAGAUCAGGGAAUUUCAAUUUAUCUGAGCCCAAUAAAGGAGUGGGUUAUUGAAUUUGGUGGUUCAAUGAUCUGCAUAACCAUUCGAACUGACGUGGCUUGGUACAAAUUACGCCAGCCAACAAAGCAAUAUGCUCCAUGGUGUGAGCCUGUGCUGAAAACAGCAAGGCUGGCUGUUAGCAUCAUCACCCUUUUAAAAGAACAAAGUCGUGCUUCAAAGCUUUGUUUCACCGAAGUGAUUAAAAAAGUAACAGAAUUCGACAGUGGACACCCUGCAUUUAUAUCAUCAAGCACAACUGUUGUUGAAACAUAUGUUGUGGUACAUGGACAAAUUAUACUUCAACAGUUUGCAGACUUUCCAGACGAUUCGAUCCGACGGAGUGCUUUCGUCAGAGGCCUCGUACUGAAGAUGGAAGAAAGAAGACAUACAAAGUUGGUAAUGAAGAAAAAAUCCCAAUUGAUGAGAGGAGAGAAUCUGAACCCAAGUGCAAAAAUGGGCCCAAUAUUAAGAAGGAAGCUUAUGCGUGCAACAACUACAAGAUUCAUCAGCAAGAUAUGGGGUGAUUAUUAUGCCGCACACUUCCCAGAAGAUACUAUGGUAGAUGGAAAUGAACAAAAGGAAAUUGAUGAGGAGCAAGAAGAAAACGAAGAUGUUGAUACUGAAGAGGAGGUUAUUGUUGAAAUUGAACAGCCUGUGAGGACCCCACCAUCAACACAGUCUAGAAGGUCACCAUCAAAGACUUGCAAGGAAGUUGACUGGAAAGGGGAAACAGCUGGAAAAACAGUGUUUGGGGAAGUUAUAUACAAAUGUGUUACAGUUCGAGGUCUUACUAUUGGUGUUGGUCAGUCAGUCACAUUGGAAGAUGAUUCAGGAGAAGCCAUCAUGUGCUUUACUGAGUACAUGUAUGAGAAACAUGAUGGUACAAAAAUGGUUCAUGGAAGAAUUCUGCAAAAAGGUUUUCAGACUGUUCUUGGCAAUGCUGCAAAUGAAAGGGAGGUUUUCUUGACUAAUGAUUGUCUAGAAUUCGAAGUAGGUGACAUCAAAGAAUUGGUGACUGUUAAUGUCCAAUUGAUGCCAUGGGGCUACAAAUACAGGAAAGAGAAUUCAGAAGUUAAUAGGAUUGAGAGGGCGAAGGCAGAGGAGAGGAAGAGGAAGGGUCUACCUGUUGAAUAUUUUUGCAAAAGCUUAUACUGGCCAGAGAAAGGUGGUUUCUUCUCUGUUCCUCAUGAUAAACUUGGCAUUGGAACUGGUGCCUGUAGCUCCUGUAAGGAGAGAAAACAAGUUGGUGAUGAAUUCAAGAUACUUUCGGAGACCAGUUUUGUCUUCAAGAAUAUCAGAUACAAUGUUAAUGACUAUCUGUAUGUUAGGCCUGAAUUUUUCUCCCGGGAGGGCCACGAGACCCACAAAGCUGGAAGAAACGUGGGUCUAAAGCCUUAUGUUGUAUGUCAUGUGUUGAGUAUCCAUGCUCCUGCUGGAUCUAAUAAAGCGCAUCCAGAAUCAACAAAAGUCAAUGUAUACUACAGUGAAGAUACCAUGACUGUGCCAGUGGCCAUGAUUGAGGGAAAAUGUGAAGUUAGGAUGAAGGACGACCUUCCAAAUUCAGAUCUUCCAGUGGUGGCUGAGCACGUAUUUUACUGUGAACAUUUGUUUGAUCCUGUUACUGGAGCCCUGAAACAGCUUCCACCCAAUGUUAAAAUCAUGUCACUGAUAAGGAGGUCACCUCCUGCAUCAAAGAAGAAUAAAGGAAAGCAAAUUUGUGAGCAUGAGCUAGCUGGUUCAGACAAAAAGAAGGAUAUGCCAUCAGAGAACUUUGCAACUCUUGAUAUUUUUGCUGGCUGUGGAGGUUUAUCUGAAGGAUAGCAGCUAGCUGGAGCAUCACAAACAAAGUGGGCAAUUGAAUAUGAAGAGCCUGCUGGGGAAGCAUUUGGUGAAAAUCAUCCAGAAGCAGCAGUAUUUGUGGAGAACUGCAAUGUGAUUUUGAAGGCAAUAAUGGAUAAGUGUGGUGAUGCUGAUGAUUGCAUCUCUACUUCUUAGGCUGCUGAACGAGCAUCAAAACUUUCUGAUGGGAAGACCAAGAAUCUGCCUGUGCCUGGCGAAGUAGACUUUAUCAAUGGUGGACCUCCAUGUCAGGGUUUUUCUGGAAUGAACAGAUUCAAUCAAAGUCCCUGGAGCAAGGUUCAGUGUGAGAUGAUCCUAGCAUUCUUCUCUUUUGCGGAAUAUUUCCGCCCUAGAUUCUUUCUCCUAGAAAAUGUCAGGAACUUCGUUUCGUUCAACAAAGGCCAGACCUUCAGACUAACACUAGCAUCACUCCUUGAGAUGGGAUACCAGGUUCGAUUUGGCAUUCUAGAGGCAAGUGCUUAUGGUGUCGCCCAGUCCAGAAAAAUGGCAUUCAUCUGGGCUGCCGCACCCGGAGAGAUCCUUCCGGAGUGGCCUGAACCAAUGCACGUCUUUGCUAGCCCUGAGCUGAAGAUAAACCUACCUGAUGGCAAAUACUACGCGGCUGUCAAGAGCACUGCCGCAGGGGCACCUUUCCGGUCAAUAACAGUUAGAGAUACAGUAGGGGAUCUCCCACCUGUGGAAAAUGGCGCCAGCAAGCCAACAAUACAGUAUGGGAGCGAGCCAGUGUCAUGGUUCCAGAAGAAGAUCAGACGUAACACGAUGUCGUUGAAUGACCACAUCUCCAAGGAGAUGAACGAGCUGAAUCUCAUCAGGUGCAAGCACGUUCCAAAGAGACCUGGCUGUGACAGGCAUGACCUGGCAGAUGAGAAGGUGAAGCUGUCAACCGGGCAACUGGUGGACCUGAUACCCUGGUGUCUGCCCAACACAACCAAAAGGCACAAUCAGUGGAAGGGGCUGUAUGGAAGGCUGGACUGGGAGGGCAACUUCCCCACCUCCGUGACGGAUCCCCAGCCUAUGGGCAAGGUCGGCAUGUGCUUCCACCCUGAGCAGGACAGGAUCAUCACAGUCCGUGAGUGUGCCAGGUCUCAGGGCUUCCCUGACAGCUACCGGUUCGCGGGCAACAUCCAGUGCAAGCACAGGCAGAUCGGGAAUGCCGUGCCGCCUCCGCUUGCCUACGCGCUCGGGAGGAAGCUCAAGGAAGCCAUCGACGCCAAGCGCUGAGCCGCUUGCCUGCGUCGCCCGUCAAUUUUUUGGGUUGGUCCUGAUGCAUGUGAUCGGCACUGGACUUGCAGCAUUUUGUGAACAGACAGACUCUUAACUGGGUUCCGGGAUGGUUACACGGACGGCCUUCUGUACAUCUAACGGAAGGAGGAUGUUUAAGUGGCUAACACCAAUAGGAUCAUAGCAUUGGUGGUAUAUUUUGUGGACGGUAACUUAUGUCAGCGGGGUACACUCUUUUGUGGAGACUGAAGCCCUUGGCGGUCUAAUCCAAUCUUUUGGGGACUGUAAUUUAAGUGAUAUGAUAACAAUAUUGCUUUCUGAA